Molecule: messenger RNA, 8456 nt
Organism: Anastrepha ludens (Mexican fruit fly)
Lineage: Eukaryota; Metazoa; Arthropoda; Insecta; Diptera; Tephritidae
Gene: Slob
Product: slowpoke-binding protein
Exons: 14
Coding region: 515-5686 (1723 amino acids)
Biological process (GO): regulation of transcription by RNA polymerase II
Cellular component (GO): nucleus
Molecular function (GO): transcription cis-regulatory region binding
Source: RefSeq, a predicted model, not a curated record
GCUCUCAAUCAUUCAAGUUAGAGUCACAGGGCAAAGUGGACGUGCCGACGGAUAUGGAAUUAGUUUCGUUGAAACGUUCAGUUACAUAUAAAAGCACUUAAACAACACUUUAGUGUACCAUAAAACUAAAUAAACAUUACACGUACAUAAAUUAUAUCAGCAACAUACUCAAGCACAUCAAUAGCUUCCACGUAUACUACAUACAGAUAUGAUGCAUGUGCCCCAGUGUGAGUGUUAGUGUACCACAACGCCAAGAUAAUAAGGAUAAGCAGAAAAAAUUCAACAGAAAGCACACUUGAAAAGUGAUUUAAAAAUAGAAAAUACAUAACUCAAUUGGAGCAGUAAAUGCAUGGCUAUCGGUUACAGAUUAACUCUGUGACACACGAUAUUAACGUGAAAUGAAAGUUAAUGUGAGAGAACGUGCUGAAACACACUAUUGGAUUACCAUUUUUUGGUGUGCCUUGGGUGCCAUUGUCAUAGCUGGUAUCGCUGUAAUAUCAUAUUGGAUACGACGAUGCAGCCACUACAGGACAUUACGAGCGAUAUACCGUCACUGCAGUCGACGCCAGUGCACAUUGCCGACGACGUCAUCAUCAGCAACAGUUGCCGGCAGCACGAUCAACUGCAGCUGCAAAAGCAGCCAUUACUGCUGCACAGUCAUACGCAGCCUCCGUCUCAGCUGUUGCUUGUUGAGCAGCAAAAACAAAGGCAUCAACAGCCGUGCAAAGCAUCACAUUACAACACUACCACAACCCCAACCACCAAGACCACCACACCUACCACUCCCGCCGCACCCACACCAACCUCACAACCAGGAACUAACCCAACGAAAUCCAUUUCCACACCCCUAUCCGACGGCCACAACCCUCUUGCCACUCCAGCCACAACCACCGCACCAGCGCCACUACCAUUCCGCCAACAAAAUCAAAAAGUUAUCACAAGAUCACAAUCAUCUAAAGUUAUACAGGAGUUGCAGCAAUUGCACAAUAACAACAAUAACAACCACUAUCAGCAUUCCCAACAACAGCAGCACUCUAUCCAUCAACUAAAGCAACAGCAAUCGUUGCCAGCCACCCUACAUCCACCGCAAGCGGUCAACGGUAGCCAUCAUCCACCGCCAUCCAAGUCCGUGUCGAUACUCGUCUACAAAACGCUUAAUACGGUAUUCAAGAGCAGUCGCAAGAUCAUAGUGCGCGUUUGUGAGGUGGCCAGUGCAAAGAAGUCUUUCACAAUGUUCAAAUUCAAUAAAGCGGCUGCGCAAAAUCGCGCAGAAAAUCGAGCAAACGCCUGCACCGGUCACGAUCAGUUCGUGCGUCCACCAGUUCCCGAAAAGAAAGUUAAGCAUAUAAUGAAGAAACUACAUAAACAAAAUGGCCUGAAACGCUCUAACUCAGCGAUCGAAUUUGACGUAUCCGCACUGACAGCCGCCAACCGUCGACACAUCUACAGCAGCAAUCGAUCAGCCAGUUCGGAACAAGAUAAUUCAGAUCUAUCCGAGCACUCGGAAAAAUCACCAUUGGUUAGCGCGAGGUUAGACAAUCUAGCUAGGCUAUUUUUUAGCAAAUCGAUGCCAGCGGAAACCGGAAGUAGAGAUACCAUAGAUUCUGUGCUAACAACAAGGCCAAAUCUGAAAUAUCAAUACUCGGCAUUGGAUAGUGGCAAUGGCAUUGUGGAGCGCAGUCCACGUGAGCGUGCCCAACGCGAACGCGCCUUUAAUACACUGCAGGAGUGGGUGCAGAACUCGAAUGGUCGUUACGAGAUAAUCGCACAUUUGGAUGAGAUUGGCUCGCGUCAUGGCAAGAAUUGGUUUCUCGUAACCGAUGCGACGGUGCGCACGGAUCGUCUACUGACGUUGCUGCCACUCCCACCGGACUGUGUCGCCUUUGAGGAUUUGCCCGCAAAUGAGAAUCCGAAGCCGAUGCUGAUGGAAUUACUUGGCUCACUGCAUCACCCAUACAUUUAUCCGAUAUUGGAUUUGGGUUUUCUGCAGUUGAGUUCAAGUAAUUUCGCCUGUCUGGUUACGCCAUUCAAUUCGCGCGGCAGCUUAAAGGAUUUAAUUUAUAGGACGCAAUGGAAUGAACCAUGGGCACGGAAAUACACAGGCAAGCCCAACGGCCUGCCCGUCUCUCAAGUGCAGCGACUGGGUCGACAAAUCUUAGAGGCAUUGCUAUUUCUGAAAGAGCGCGGCUUCCCUCUACAUGGACAUUUGCAUAGCGGAAAUGUGAUUCUACAAAAUGGCGCCGCCAGACUAUCCGGCCUCGAGAAUGGCCUGCUUGGUCUUAGUUCUCGUAUUAAUGCUGUUAUGUGGUCGCGUUCGACAACGGAAAUCGAAAAUGUCGAUAUCAUCUGCUUCGGCCAUUUGAUAUACGAAAUGUGCACCGGUCAAGAAAUGACCACACCCAAACCGUCCAUGCGGGUGCUCGAAAUGGAAUUGGAGCAUUUCCCACAGAUUUUAGAUGUACUUGGCCUAAUAUUCGAACCGCCCAGCGGUGUGUGCCCCUCCGUCGAGGACUUAGUUUUAUGUGAUCUCUUCAGAAGCAUCGAUUUGCGUGAAUUGCGUGGUCCAUGCUUUAGCACAAUCAAGCCGAGCCUCAGCAGAUCCACACUUAAUUUGCUAUAUGCAGUUAAAAAGCGGCAAUGUGCAUCGCUGGGCAGCUCACUUAGCGAGAUGAGUUCACCAAGUACGCCGCCAUCAACACCACGUGACAGCCAACGCGGCUUUAGUCGUACAAUGGACUCUUUCGAUAUAUCUAGCGAUUCCGAGGAAGGGUUGCUUGAUGAAAUCCUUGUCGAUGGCAAUUAUCACCAGCAACGCUUACAACAGCUGCAGCGCAUGCAAAACUAUCACCAGCGCCAGCAUCACUCUUACCCACAGCACUACUACGGUCAGUUCUCAGCAUUUUCACAACAUCACGUCCAACAUCACCAGCACUGUAAACAAAACAAGCAGCUGGAGUAUGAUGCCACUGAGUCGUCACCCCUUCACUAUUGUGAAAAUACCACCACCCAAUCUGAUGACAAUAUCUAUAGUACUCAAGAAAAUCAACUUUCGACACAACAUUCAAAAUCACAACAACUACGAACCGAGUCACCGUCACCAACGCCACCGCCGCCAUCACCACCACCACCACCACCUUUGCCAACAAUACGUUGUAGCUCCAGCAAUAAUUUAAAUGCACCAACAUUGAGUUCAAGUGUUGGUCGCUUAUCGGGAAGUAGCACAAGCAUUGCUUCAACAACUGGCGUUGCUGCUUCAGCACCGGCUACAUUCAUUGCUGAGGAGAAUAAUGACUCUGGCGAAAAUACAAUGCAGCCAGGUCAAUUGGAGCUCGAAGGCGAUGAUAGCACAUCAAACAAUGGCAGCACAGCUAGCAGUGAAUCGUCUGUUCAUCAAGUUGAUUCAACCAGCCCAAGUCAUGGCAACGAUACCGCAAAGGCAUCCACAUCAGCAGCGGCCGCAGCAGCAAAUGUCGUAUCGGCUGGUGCUUCAUUCAACCAUCAAUUGACGGCCGACAUAUGCAACUACAAAAAUUCAAAGAGCCGACGGCUCGAGUAUUCACUCAAGUGUUUGAAGUAUGGUCGCAGUAACCCGUCGCAGGAUUCGGCUUUUGGGUCGUUGACAGACAAUGAUCUCUCAGUUGGGUCGUCUAGUUUUCGCAUAAGUAGUUUUCAAUCGAUUUCAUCACCAAUUGAUGAGGGUGUAGAGGAUGUGAUAAUAGCGACAACAACAGGUGGGAAAGAAACUUGCUUAGAACUAGCUACCAUACCAAGGAGCAUGGUAUCACAAGAUUCCGCUAUAUCUUCACCAUGUCGAGAAACGUCGCCAAGUAACUUUUUGAACAUUGACGAUGGCAUGUCCGGCUCUUGUUCGGGUGCAUCCACUUCGUCCGGGUCAACAGGCAAUAUACGUCCGCAACAGUUUCCCGUCUCUCUUUCGCCUAAAAUACUCGUCACUGCCACCACUAACUCUAGCAAUUCGUCACUUUCUUCGUCUAGCACCGCAUUACCCCAAGCACAACAAUUCGAUCCACCCAAAAUUCUUGUUAACGAUCAAAACUCUAUUUAUACAACUUCACCCUCGAAACGUACCGGCACCAUUGAAGUAUUUUCACAAAAAUAUCGCGUCAGUUCUUUCGAAGAUAUGUCGCCUAAUAAACGCUCAUCUUCCGACAAACUCUUGAAAAAUGUUAAUCGUAUGGCAUUCCGUUCCCUCGAAGAGGAACGACGCAUUGAUAGCGCUUUCAUGCCCAUUGUAGAUCGCACAAACUCGGAAAAUCGCGUCAACAUGCAACGAGAUGAAAAAUAUAAAAAACUCACUCACGCCUCUUUUCGCAUCAGCAAGACUUCGAGUCAAGUGGUUGUCUAUGACAAUUCGCCCAAUCAACUGAUCAGCACCUCACCAGCAGGCACUACAAAUGUCAUACCAAGUGACGAGCUGCAGCGCCCAGCCACAGCAUCGGGUUCGGUGACCAGCCGACAAACUAUGUGGCGCGAUAGCAAAUUCUAUCGCAAGAAUCGCAUAGCAAAAUCGAAUGAUUCCUUGUUGGAAACAUCACCAAAUCAUUCAGCUCGACUGUCGCCAUCUUCGUUGCGUGACAAUCACUUCGACAGCAAUUCUUCUUACGGCAGUCGCAGUCACAGUCGACAAUCACUAAAUCGUGGCAGUUCUAUCAAUGAGAUAUCGGGUCUAAAUCAGGCAUUUGGUGGGGGCGGCACUCAAGGCUUGGCGGUUACCACCAGCUUCUGCAGCAACGUCGGCACAUCGGCUGCUGGCCGACGUUACUGUAGUUCAAAGAGUGAAGAUCUCGGUGAUUCGAAUAAUUAUUUACGUGUUAUGGACGCACGUAAAUCGUAUUCGGAGCGGCAUUUAGUUACACUAACCAAACUAAAGCAAACUGCCAUAAACAACACGAUGAGCGGAAGUGAGCAAUGUUGCCUUUCUGAGGAUGAAAUGAGCUUCUAUGAUGACAAUAAUGUUUACAGUUAUAUGUAUUACGCGGAGCAGCAGCAACAACAUCAUCAGCAUCAUGCGAAAAAGCACAAUCGGCAGCAACAACAGCACCAGCAACAGCAGUGCCAGCAACUACAGCAGCGACGUAGUCAUUAUAAUCAACACCAGCCAGUCAAGCAAGCAAAGCAACAACAACAUCAGCAACAGCAAUCACAUCACCACCACCAACAACAACAACAGUCCAAACGUCCCUACCCCAAUCAAUUGAGCUGGAGCAGUUGCUCCAUAAAUCGGCUCAAGACGAUCAAUCUGAAAACCACCUCUUUGGCUACACUAUCCUGCCAUCAAAAUCUAGCUUCCUCCGCUUCAGCACACUCCCCCAAUGCUGUUAGCAAUACAGCAGCCAGUACUAUAGAAGCUCUGCCACACGUCUCACGUAGCGCUAUUUUCAAAUCCGUCGAUCAAUUUGUCAACUUGACCGAGAAGAAAAGAUGUGACGGUGGUGUUGGCAGUGGAGGCAGCGGUACCUGCACUGCCACCGACGACAACAGUUCCCCCGACGAUUCACCAACACAUCAGACAUUAAGUGGCGCUGAACUCUCGAAGAUUUUUGCCAUGCACGACGCCCAAGGCAGCCAGUGUAGCGAGGAGAAGACACCGCUGCUGGACAGCGUUGAAAUGUCGCCAAUCAGUCCGACUGAGCCGGAGGAAUUGGCCAAUGGAGAAAAAAUGUGAUAUACUAAAUUUCAGUAAAUACAUUAAACAAUUAAAAUAAACUCGCGAAAAAUUAAAUGAUAUUUAAGUAUGUGAAAAUCGCGUUAAAUAGGAAGCGGAUCUUCAACAGAUCACAAAAAGAGUAUAUACAUAAGUCACGAUAUAUUCAAGAAAAAGUAAAGGUUAUUUAAAGAUAAAGGUUUAUAAAGAUAAAGCAAAAAAAGAUUUAUUUUGAUUAUUUUUGAGAUGUUGAACGCAAAGCAUGUGAAAUUAACUAUAAAGUGUUUUUUUUUUACUUUCUUUUUUAAUUGCGCAAUGUGUGGAUAGUGUAAUAAAUUGAAAAUUGCGCUCUUUUUUGUUAUAAAAAUUUUCGUAUUUUAGGAAACAGUUAGUUGAAAAUAUUAAGCACACAAAUUUAGUAUUGUCUUUUGGAUUUUUUUUAAAUGUUAUUUUUAUUUUUAACUUACAUAAUUGCCAUUUUGCGCCACACUUUGGAGUUAAAAUAAGGUGUUUCUUCAACUAAACCACAACAAAACAUUUUCUUGAAAAUAUAAUCGAUUUUUAAAUACUCUUAGGGUUGCAUGUGUAUAUAUGAGCGUUCACAAAUUGUCCAAUAAAAAAACAACAGGAACAACUAAAAAGGAAAUAACAAAUUUUAUGUAAGGAAAAUAUCAACAUAAAAAAUGGUAUAUUGAAAAGUCAUUAACUAUCAUCAUUACUACAGCAACUACCAUCCUUAUGAUAAUUUUAAGUAAUAAAUGAAGCAGAUAUAUUUAAAAUGUAUUUAAGUGAGUCGUGUUUUGAAGAAUAUUUCCUUCAGUCUUCAACCAAAGUGUUAUAAAAUUUUAAAUCAUAUAAAUCUUUAAAAAACCUGAAAAGAAUUGCAGAACUCUAUAAAACAAACUUAUUAUACAAUAUGACGUAAUGUUUAGGGAAUACGUUAUUUGCUUGAAAAUUUCAACAACAAAAAAUAAUAAUUUAUUAAGGUAUAGAAAAAAUAUAUACACAUACAUACAUAUAUUCGAAAAUGCGAACUUUUAACUAAAUAGCAUAAACAGUGUAACUGCAGAAAAACUUUUUGUGUCAUUUUGACACCACCACUGAAUACAAAAUAAAUACUUAGUAGCAAUUCUCAAAACUAAAACCAAGAAAAAACAAAACAUGUUGUACUAGUGUUGAAGUUAGUGAAAAAUAUUGAACUCUAAUAUUAAACAAGAAUUGCAUCGAGCUUUCAAAAAUUAAAAGAAAAUUAUAUAUAUAAAUGGAUUGUAAAUUAUUUCCCCCAGAUUUCUUUCUAAGUGCAUAGAUGACGCCGCAAACGAUGGCAAAUUUUAUUAUAUACUUUUAAGGUAUCAUAUAAUAGUAUAAUUUUAGGCGCAUUAAGUAGUAGGCUAAUGACAUCACGAAUGCCCAACCUUUUGGUAGUAAAUUAGCUUUAAAAUUCAGAAAAGAUGAAAACAUGUACGAGUAAAUGCUCUCAGCACAUUUAAUUUAUAAUGAAAACCAAAAACAAAGCCUUAAUAAAUUCAUUUCGAUUACGAACACAUUUUGCAUGCGGUUAUGUUAAAGUACAACAAAUGUGAAACGACAGGCAACGAAACGUCGCUGCUGCUAAGUGAGACUUCGAUAAGAAACUGGAAUGGAAAUCUAUAGAAAGUAAUAUGUAACAACCGUCGUAUAGAGAGAAUCCCAUAUAAAUUAAGUGGCUUUUAAACAGCUCAUAAGAAAUCUAUAUACAUAAAUAUUAUAUAAUAUUUAACUUUGUUUUUUAUUUUCAAUUUUAUUUUCAUACUUCAGUAAAUGUAGUACACGCAAAAAAGUUUAAAUGUUAAAUAAUAAAAUGUUAAAUAAUGCCGAAAUCUCCGAUAAAAACUCAAACAAAGAACUUUAGACCCAUGCCCACACGUACAUACACAAGCACUAUGCAUCGCACAUUCCAGACAGCAAAAAUUGUACAAGAGUCGAAAGGAAAAUUCCACAAAAUAAUAUGAACUAGUUACCUUAACGAUGUAAAACAAUCAAGCAGCAACAUAACCGAUAUCACGAAUCUAACGUUAAUUGUAAAAGUCAGUCAAAAUAUAUGCAUGCGACAUUUCACAAUAUAUUAUACUCGUAUAUAUAUACUAUAUAUGUAGAAAAAUAUCCAGUUCAUACUUGGAAUGCACCUCAUAAAAUAAAAUUUAAAAGAAAAUGCAGAAUAACCAUGAAGGCCGAGUUCUAUAUUGUCGCAAUUUGUUAUUCACUAUUUUUUUCAAGUUAUUUGUUAUUGCUUUUGGUAGUAACAAAAAACAAAAUGCACGGCAAAGGUAGGUACUCGUAACCGAAUAACGAAUUACGACAACAACAGCCAUGUCAGUAUACUUGUUUCAUUUUGUUGUAAAGACGGAGAGAUAAUUACUGUAGAGGCUAUACAAAAUACUUUUAUUUAGAUACCAAAGCAUAUAAUUUGCCUCGGUUUCAUUCAAAAACUAAAUUAUAAAUACGAUAAUGUUGUUACAUAUGUAAAACAUAUAAUAUUAAAUUAAAAUGCAUAGUACAUGUUCGUUUUCAUACCCGUUAGUGUAUUGAUUAGCUUUAGAAAAAAUAUUUUUCCCAGAACGUAAAUUAUGUCAUUAGGUACUCAUAAAUCGGUGAUAUUGUUAAGUAUAUAGUUUAACUUUUAUUUUCCACUGUACUACGUAAAUAAAAUUAAAUAAAUAAAGCGAAUGUAUUUGAGUGGCGUUUGACUGAAAUAUUAUUAGGUAAGUUGUAACCUUGGAAAAAUACGAGCAUAAUCCAAAAAUAAUAAAUA